GGCGGAGGAAGCGGCGCCUGCAGGAAGUGCGGGGAGGCAGAGCGGCCGCCGCCGGCGACACCAACACAUCGCGCACCUCAUGGAUUAAACCCGCCCGAAUCCGCCUCACUCCUUCAGGAUAUGGUGUGCCAAGACUGUUGCAGAUAAGAUCUGUGUGGCCUUCCUUCUUUGCCUCUGGUACUACACACAUUUUGAACUGUACAAAAUGCAGCUGGACAGUGCCUAAUGCUUAAAGUGCAUUGUGUCAUGGACGGGCCGAAUUACCAGCAGAACCAUCAAACUGACACUGCAAUGUAUGGUCUGCCAAAUAUCCCAGCCCAGUUCUGCCCCCGUGGAACAGAGAAUCAACUGCUGCAUACUAACUUCGAUCUAUGGAACCAUUUUGUAUAUCCUCCUUCAACAUUUCCUUCUACAGCAUCUCUAAAUGAUACCCGGCAGUUACUUAAUUCACCAAGUGAAGCAUAUUCAGAUGCCUUAUCCAUUAAUGGUCAAAACUAUGAAGAGCCAAGUUUGGAACCGAUAAAUUUGUCAAUGUUCCAAUGUAGAAAUGGCGAACAAAUGCAGGAUUUAAAUUAUAUAGAUGAUAAUUCCCUUUUCUCCUCACCUGAAUCACUGCCUGAUAUAGCCGAUACUGAUGAUCUUCUCCCUUUGUAUUUUCCAACUCAAUCAUUUUCAAAUCACCUGCAAAUCAGCAAUGGCCCGACUCACUCUUUUCAGACGUCAAUACAGCUGGAAGAAGAAGAAGAAUCUGAUGAUGAGGAACCUGAAGAAUUGGGGCAUGCAGAAACAUAUGCAGACUAUGUACCUUCCAAAUCUAAAAUUGGAAUUAACCACCCAGACAGAGUGGUUGAAACAAGUACAUUGUCUAGUGUGCCACCUCCAAACAUCAGAUACACCCUUUGCCUUCCACCAUUGACAAUUUCAAAUGGUUCAUUGUCCGCACUACAACUAGAAGCAAUCAUCUAUGCAUGUCAGCAACAUGAAGUCCUGUUGGAAAAUAACCAUCGUGCAGGGUUUCUUAUUGGUGAUGGGGCUGGUGUUGGAAAGGGAAGAACUGUGGCUGGCAUCAUUUAUGAAAAUUACAUAAGGGGCAGAAAGAAAUCACUGUGGUUUAGUGUCUCCAAUGACUUGAAAUAUGAUGCUGAACGUGAUCUUAGAGAUAUUGCUGCAAACAUUCCAGUGCAUGCUCUCAACAAGAUAAAGUAUGGUGAUACAGCUACUUCAGAAGGUGUUUUGUUUGCAACCUACUCUGCACUGAUUGGUGAAAGUCAAGCUGGUGGUCAACAUAGGACAAGGCUAAAGCAGAUUCUGGAUUGGUGUGGAGAGCACUUUGAUGGUGUUAUUGUAUUUGAUGAAUGUCACAAAGCAAAAAACGUCUGUGUGAAUGGCAGUACCAAAUCCACAAAAACAGGUCUGGCUGUCCUGGAGCUUCAAAACAGACUUCCAUAUGCACGAGUUGUUUAUGCUAGUGCAACAGGUGCCUCAGAACCAAAGAACAUGGCUUAUAUGUGCCGUUUAGGUAUUUGGGGAGAAGGCACACCGUUCCGUCAGUUUGAGGAUUUUCUUCGUGCUAUUGAGAAACGUGGCGUUGGUGCAAUGGAAAUUGUUGCUAUGGAUAUGAAAGUUAGUGGCAUGUAUAUUGCUAGACAACUGAGCUUUGCUGGAGUGACAUUCAGAAUAGAAGAAAUACCUCUUGAUGAAAGUUUCAAACUUGUAUACAACAAAGCAGCUGUGCUGUGGGCUGAAGCAAUGAAUAUAUUUCAACAUGCAGCAGAAUUAAUUGGUUUGGAGUCCAGAAAAUCUCUCUGGGGGCAGUUUUGGUCUGCACAUCAACGCUUCUUCAAGUAUCUAUGUAUUGCUGCCAAAGUUAGACGUUUAGUAGAGAUAGGCAGACAUGAACAGCAGAAAGGCAAGUGCGUUGUUAUAGGAUUACAGUCCACAGGUGAAGCUCGGACACGAGAAGUACUUGAUGAGAAUGAUGGCCAUCUUAACCAAUUUGUAUCUGCUGCAGAAGGCGUCUUUAAGUCACUAAUUCAGAAGCACUUUCCUUCAACAAAGCGAAAGAAAGAAAAGGGAGCUGGGACAAAAAGGAAACGAAAACAACGAGGCCGGCCCUCGAAACAAGUUAGAAGUGUUCAGGAUUGCGUCUACUUGUUAAAAAGUAGCGAUGACAGCAGCUGUGAUUCUGACCUUGAUACUGACAGUGAUUUAAAUUCAUCACCUGCAUCUGCCAUAGAGAUAUCUGAAGAGGCUGAUGUCAUUGCUGUGGAUCCUCCCAUAAAUGGUUUUCUGUCUACGGAAAAAGCAGCAACACUAGAAUUUGUAGAAAAAAUGAAAGGGGAUCUGCUGGCAAAGGUUGAAUUACUGGGAAAAGAACUACCUCUAAAUACACUGGAUGAACUGAUCGACUUGUUUGGUGGACCUGAGCACGUGGCUGAGAUGACUGGAAGAAAGGGACGUGUUGUUCGCAAACCGGAUGGCUCCGUUUGUUAUGAGUCCAGAGCAGAACAAAAUUUGUCCAUUGACCACGUGAAUUUAAAGGAAAAGGAGCGAUUCAUGGAUGGGGAUAAGUUGGUAGCUAUCAUCUCUGAAGCAGCCAGUUCAGGAAUUUCACUGCAGGCUGACAAAAGAAUAAAGAACCAACGAAGGAGAGUACAUAUGACCCUGGAAUUGCCUUGGAGUGCAGAUCGUGCUAUUCAGCAGUUUGGUCGUACUCAUAGGUCAAAUCAGGUGUCUGCUCCAGAAUAUAUAUUCCUCAUCUCUGAACUUGCAGGAGAAAGGCGAUUUGCCUCCAUUGUUGCAAAGCGCUUGGAGAGUCUGGGUGCUUUGACUCACGGUGAUCGGAGGGCAACGGAAUCCAGAGACCUCAGCAAAUAUAAUUUUGAUAACAAGUAUGGAACCAGGGCACUGGAUAAAGUCAUUAAAACCAUCUUAGGUCAGGUAGAAAAUAAAGUACAACCACCAAAAGAUUACGUUGGAGGCCCUACUGCUUUUAUCGAAGACAUGAGGAUGGGAUUGAUGGCUGUUGGAAUAUUCUGCAAAGAAAACCGAUAUGGAUAUGUAAAUGUGGAAAAAGACUGCAGCAUCUCAAAGUUUCUGAAUCGGAUUCUUGGACUCGAGGUUCACAAGCAAAAUGCACUUUUUCAAUAUUUUACCGACACGUUUGAUUAUCUUAUUGAGAAGGACAAAAAAGAAGGAAAAUAUGACAUGGGAAUCUUAGAUCUAGCUCCAGGAGUGGAAGAGAUAUAUGAGGAACGGCAAGAAGUAUUCCUUACGCCAGGACAUCCACAGGAUGGGCAAGUGGUUCUCUAUAAGAUAAGUGUGGAUAGAGGCAUGCCAUGGGAAGAGGCUUAUCAGAAGUCACUCACCUUGACCGGAGAUAAUGAUGGCUUUUACAUUUCACACAGGCUUAGAGGAAAUGAGCCUUUUGCACUUUUGGCUGAGCAAAUUAAUGUGAAGAAUUACGUGUUGUAUAAACCAAAUAUUGGAAAACAAAUACAACCAGAAAGUUUUGAUAACUUGCGAAAGAAAUACAAAAGAGUCAAACCUGAAGAAGCCAAAGAAUUCUGGGAAAACCUGUACAAUUUUGCCUUCCAGAAAUGCAGUCAUGCGGCUUGGAACGGGAAGUGUAAGAUAGUGCAACAGGGAAAGGAGUGUUUUCAAGGCAUGCGGCUGCGUCAUUACUACAUGUUGUGCGGAGCUCUAUUACGGGUUUGGAACAAAGUUGGAAACAUCAUGUCCGAUGUUACAAACUCCAGCCACUUACAAAUUGUACGUCUCAAAACCAAGGAGCAGAAAAAGCAAGUUGGUAUAAAGAUUCCUGAAGCCUGUGUCUACAACGUCAUUGAAGAGCUAAAGAAGAUGGAUUUUGCAGUAAAGAAAAAACAGGAGGAGAACCGAUUGGCAAACCAGGUACUGCAUAUGUGUCAGAGUGAACCAGCAGACAGUUUACCUGUGGCACAGUCCUUUAACAGCAAUGCUCAGAUUUUAUCAGAUACUUUUGACCCCGUCCGUGUUUUACAGGAGUUGUUAGGGUAUGAUUAUGAUCAAUAUGGAGAACAGGAACAAAUGCCAAGUCAAGAUCGACAAAGUGUUAUUCAGUAUGGGCAACCUUCACAUAUCUGGGAAGCUGGCUGAAUAGCAAAAGCCCGGCAUGCUGCUAUGCUAAAGUGCCUGUCUCCAGUCAAAAUCCUACUUAUCCUAUUGACAUGCAGGCUGAAAGUUGACAAUGUCAUAGAUUUUCCCUUCAGUGACACUGCCUGCACAUAAAGACCAUGACUGGGACAUCAAUGCAUUCUUCCAUCGUGUGAGUUUUGAAGGUACAUCUCUUCAACCCUUGAAUCUUUGACGUGGCGUUAUCGAGAGCUGACACGUUUCUUCACUUCUCUUCCCCACUGCGUGUUGGUACUGAUGUUGUCAUCAGCAGUGCACGUGUUCAAUUACAUUUGUCUUAAGGGAUGAGCCCUCUGCAGGGAAUUUGCACAGUCAAAAGUCUACGAGAAGGGAGAAUUGUACAAAAGCUAACAGGUAAUCAGAUUCAGUGGUUGAAAAUAAAGUUUGUCCCGACCCAGUGAAAAGGAAAGGCAGCUUUCCCAGCACUUACCUUCACACUGGGAAACCUGCUGGAAAAGCCGUGUUUCCGAGGAACAGUUCCAUUUCCUCUGCUGUCAAGUAACUGCUGUUCUGCACACCUUUUACAUAACACUUUUCUAAGGGGCUUAAAUAUGCACUUAACAGCAGUGUAAUUACAGUGUAGUGAGUUAUUCCUGUAGUAUUAAUAUGCUUUAACAAAGUGCAACAUUGCAGUGUACAACUAUAUGACUGUAAAUAUAAACUCCAUUAUCUUUUAAAAAGAUCGCAACAGGUUUUAUACCACACUUAGUUUGGGAACCGUGGUGAUAUUUUUCAUAUCUCCACAUUUAUCAUAAAGAUUGUAAAUUUGUUUCUAAAUUAUAUAUUUUAAGCAUGUAAAAUAAAUAUAUGUUGUGGAAAUCAGCAAGACAUGAUAAAUAUCUCCACAGAGUCAUGGACUCUCCCUGACUUGAGGAUAUUAGUCAUAUCACCUGCUGACUCUGACACAAAAUCUUCAGCUGUAAUGGAACAACUAUGCAAUAGCUUACAGAAAGUGCUGGUUAAAAUCUCGUUAUAUGCUUACAUAUGUUCCCCUUGAAAUACUUACUUUAAUGUCAAGACAUCAUUCUUAUGCAGACCCACUCCAGAUGAAUGGAAGUUUACAACCCUUAGAUUUACUUUUGGAAUGAGAAAGAUUAAAGUGGGUUGUUUUCUCUGUUUCGUACUCCUCUACAUGGGACAAAUUGGUAUCUGAUGAGAGAUGGCUUUUUGAUUGAAAGUACUUAAAUCAUAAUUGAAUUGACAAGAAUGUGAGUUCUAGCAGAAUGGGGAAUCUUUUAACUUGUUUUUACUCCUCUUCAAAAUAAAGCAAGAUUUUAUGUUAUUUAAUUUACUUAUUUCCUUAAAUUUUAUCUGUUGCUUUCUUUUAUCACACAGCUCUUGUCUGUACUGUUUUAAUCAGAGAAAUGCCAUGGAAAGUUCUGUUAUCUUUCUUUCCUCACUGGCAGUACCACCAUAGAGCUCGUCUAACCUUUUAAAUUCACAGACUCUAAGCUGGAAGUUUUUUUAUAUACAAGAUGAAAUCUGUUGCUCAGGUUAUUGUGUCAGUAUUGGUAUUCUAAACCUACCAAUCCAUUUGGAGUGACCCAAAGACUAGUUUUAUGAAAGUCAGGUACCUUGCCACAUUUUAAAAGUUCCUUUCACUGUCCAGCCGUUUAAAACUGAGGAGUAAUCAUUGGGGGAAGAAGCAUUUCAAUGCGUUAGUAAUUCUUACGUUGACUUUAUAGUAACACUUACAACACUUGCUCAGGUACAGUAAAAUUGUCAUGAUCCAGUAGACGUAGACUGGAAAAAAAUAGAAUUGUAGAUUUAAAUCAAUCUGACACAACAUUAGCACCAUAGCUGCCUACAGUUUUUCAGUUAAACUGACAUACAUGAAAUACUCUACAAGUGGACCUCAAACCUGUGUUACGAGAUUCAAUAACUAUAUGGUAAAGGAUUACAGUAAAACAGUGGAUCGAGAUCAGUGCCUAAAAACAUAUUCUCUCCCCUUUGAUUACUCCAGAGUUCUAAUGGAUAUAAAUUCAAGCAAAUAGAGACUUUUUUUGAAGCAUAUUAAAUAGAUCAUGGUAUUACUGCUUAAGAAAGCCCUGGAUGUUGGAUGAGACCAAGACCAUUUGGGGAUGAGAUAUCCAGAGUGAAUAGUGACCCUUAACUGUCAACUAACAAAAGUGACAAAUGUGAACAACUUGUUUCAGUAUGGCAGAGAGUUAGUUAUGUGUAACAGCCAUUGUUUUGUCUCGACAACUUAUCAAUAAUUGAAACCCAUGUGGCAGUAAUAUUGCCUUUGUUGGUCAAGAGAAACUCAUUAGACAAGUUGAUUAGAUGAAGUAUCAAAUUAGAUAUUGUUGCAUUUGUCUGUAGUUGAUACUAAGGUCACUAUUACUUGAUAUUUAAUGGAUCAAAAAAUAGAUAUCACAAUCUUGGACGUAUUUAAUGAAUUAUAAGCAUGAAGCCCAGAAGAUCAUUGCCAACAUCCUGAGUGCUUUAAAGCUUGAUAUUAGUCAGUCAACAACACAUAUGCCGGGUUGCAUUUGUUUGUUUGACAUGCAGAAAGGAACCUCUAAUACAGGUGAUGUGUAUAUGGCAGGGAUCAAGAUGGUGAAACAGGGAAGAUGUAUGUAAUGUUUGCUGACCAGAAGCACCCAACUUUAAAAGUUCCAUUAAGUAAUUGUUGACUCAUUUUUAAAAAAUCAGGGACUGCUGUAAAGCUUAAAAACUGCUUUAAUCUGCCAUUAGAAAUUUUGGAUGCACUGUAAUAUUAGAAUCCAGAGAAUAUUAUUAUCGUGUCCUUACAUUACUACUUUCACUGAGUAUUCUGACUAAGAUAGAACACCUACCAAAGUAUUCACCAUCUUUUAAGUUACCUGCUAUAAAAUCUCUUUGCCUCAGGAACUGAUCCAAUGGCCCUUUUCUAUCUUUUUUUAUCAGGGUUGUCUGCAUGAAUUAAGAUUCAUGUUGCUUUUUGUUCGUUAAACAGUAGAUUUUGACUUUUUUUACAUAAAUUAUUUUGUUAACCGAUAUGGUUCUAUUGAUUGUAGCUAUUGUAUAUGCUGUGGGUAUCUGUAAACAAUGCAAGCACUUUUGCCUACUUACAAUUUACUGGGUUAUCUUUGUUUUCUAUUUGUAUUUAUAAAUGUAGGAAAUGAAGCAGUAUAUAUGUAAAGAAAAUAUCAAAAUGUGCCUUAAACUAAUUAUUCUUAAUUUUCUACUUUCAAGGAAGGAAUAUAGUAGCAUGCUUUCAUUUUUAUGAUAAAUAAAAAAACUACAAUUAUCUUUUUUUACAACUUGCAGUUCACUGUCUCCAAAUAUGUACUUGUUGUUAGCAAUAAUUUUUCUGUAAUGUUCUAAGAGAAUGUCUACCAGAUAUAUAACAUUUGCUUUUCUAGUACCAAUACCUUGCCAAAUCCCACAAGACAGUUGCACUACACAUCUAUGUAUCCAAAAUAAACGUCCUCAUUUUAAAAAUAUGGUAUUACUGUAUAGCACAAAAUAAAAUUUCUGUAAAGA
Molecule: messenger RNA, 7641 nt
Organism: Pristis pectinata (smalltooth sawfish)
Lineage: Eukaryota; Metazoa; Chordata; Chondrichthyes; Rhinopristiformes; Pristidae
Product: protein strawberry notch homolog 2-like
Exons: 32
Coding region: 226-4137 (1303 amino acids)
Biological process (GO): regulation of DNA-templated transcription
Cellular component (GO): nucleus
Molecular function (GO): chromatin DNA binding; histone binding
Source: RefSeq, a predicted model, not a curated record